AUGAGGCAUAAAUCAGGACAUUCUGCUAAAUGUGGACAGUUUAGAGCAUGUGGAAACCCAAAGUACAGCAGUCGAAUUGUGGGUGGGGCUAGUGCACAAAAUGGGGCCUGGCCUUGGCAAGUUGCUCUAUUAAGAAACGAUUAUUUUAUUUGUGGAGGGUCCCUAAUCACAGAAAACUGGAUCAUCACAGCUGCCCACUGUUAUGAUGAGUCAUAUGGUAUGGAUUCAUACCAGAUCCUUCUGGGGCGAUAUCAGCUAUCUGUACCCAGUGCAGGGGAAAUUUUUACUGGAGUUGAACAGAUCAUUGUCCAUGAAAACUACUCCAGAGAAACAGUGGACAAUGAUAUAGCUCUUAUGCAGCUAAAACAGACCAUCGCAUUCACCAAAUACAUCCUUCCGAUCUGCUUGCCCAGUUCUGCCUCGCAGUUCCCUGAUGAUACAAUGUGCUGGGUCACUGGCUGGGGUGAUAUCAAGACAGAAGAGCAGCUUUCAAGUCCUUACACCCUUCAGGAAGUAGAGGUACCCAUCAUUAGCCGGACAACAUGUGACUGCCUGUAUCACAUCGGUACCACACUGAAUCAAAAUAUUCAGGUUAUUCCUCAAUCCUCAUUGUGUGCUGGUUACACUCUAGGGCAGAAGGACUCUUGUCAGGGAGACUCUGGGGGACCUCUGGCAUGCAAGAAAGGUAGUGCUUGGGUCUUAGCAGGAAUUGUAAGUUUUGGAGAAGGAUGUGCAGAACCUAAUUAUCCUGGAGUAUAUACACAAGUCGCAGUAUUCCAGGAAUGGCUUCAGAGUAAAGUGCAUGGAUUGCAGUUCACAGACGUCAAUCUGACUUUCCCAUCAGUCCCGGGCAGCAGUGUCUGUGAAUACUGGAAUGGAAUAGCAGUGAAGCUUCGUGAAAAUAGAGGAACACAGAGUACAAGUACUAGCCCAAGCACAUCCAGUAUCAGCAGUAAAACUGUCCCAACUGGUGUAAGUAAUGCCACCAGUAUAAGUACCACCACCACAAAACCAAUGUCACUAAUUACUGCUACUACCAGUACUAGUAAUAGUAUGCAUACCAGCAGAGUUACCAGUAUCACCAUUACUACUUCCAGUGGUACACAAUACACAGGUGCUACCAGUACUGCACAAACUCUCAGACCUACUAGCAGCACCAAAAGUACCAGUGUUACCAGUACUACACGUCCUUCUAGUCCUAAUAGCAACACCAAAAGUACUAAGGCUACCAGUACUACACAUCUUCCCAGGCCUCUUAGCAGCACCAAAGGUACCAGUACUAAAAGUACUACCCAUCUCCCAAGACCUAAUAGCACUACCAUAACUACCCAUGUUACUAGUACUACAAGUCCUUCCAGCCCUACUAGUAACAUAAAAAGUACCAGAACUACCACUACUGCACAGACCACCAGAGCUACCAGUAACAGCAAAAGUGUUAGCACUAUCAGUACUACACAUUCCACAAGAACUAUGAGUAACACUAUCACUACCAGCACAUCCAGUACUCAAUAUGACAAAACUGCAAGAAAUAUCAAUAGCAACAGUAUUAUCAGCACUACACAUCACCCCAAUCCUACCAGUAAUGCCAUUGCUACAAAUGUUACUAGUAAUGCUGAUGCUACAAGUACUACACAAACCACAAAUGCUAUCAGCGUCACUAGCGAUAUCAGUACUGCACAUACACUCAGUGUUACCAUUAACAAAAGUGCUGCUAGAGCAAACAGUGCCACUCAUGCUACAUAUGCCACCACUGCUAUGCAUACCACCAGUACAUUUACUGUUACUAGUGUGACAAGUACAAAUACUCCCAGUCCCAGUACUGCCUUCUAUGCUGCUCAAACCACUGGAAGUAACAUUACUACUAGAAGAAUCAGUACCAUUCAUGCUAUUAGUAGUGCUACAGUCACACAAAAAAAUACACAAAGCACUAAAAAGGGCUUUUAUGUAAAUAAUCAUGUAAAAGCUGGUGUACAAAAUAGUGCCACUGCCAAAACUGGCUGUUCUUUUCUAAUUUCUGUGGCUUAUAUAAUAUCAUCUCUCUAACUAAUGUGACCAAAGAAAUGAUAACAUGCACAUUUUUGCACAAAAGCUGUCCUCACUCCACGUAUUGCCUUUAAAAGUGGCCCAAAAGUAAUUCUAAGUGUAUGCUUUCAAAUACUGUCCAGCUGGGAAUUCUUACUGUAUGCUUCAUUUAUGCUCACAUUCAUCUUUUUAGGGCUUCACAAGCCACAUUUACCACUAAUAAUGAGCAUAAAAGUCUACAUUAAAAAAUCAGAGGUCAUAAGCGGCAGACUGUUAUGAAAUGGAUAAUUCAUUUAUUGUUGAACCUUCAGCACCAGACUACUAUCCCAGGGCUCAUUUGGUAAUUUAUCAUAUUUGACACUUCAGCAAGCAUGAUACUGUCAGUCCUAUACAAUACAUUGCACUACAAACAAAAAAUAAAUAUUUUCUGUAAAAAUACAAAGUGCAAAAAUGGUAUACCUGUUUGUGGUACAUGGCACUAUAUCAUUGCAUUGUGCUAUUGUACAAUAAACAGCUAGAUAAAGGUGAUGUAUUGGUCAAACCACUCAUAUGACAUGCAAUGCAAUAUAUAUUUAAUUCCAGGUCUCACCUUCCAUGAGUCAUAUCAUCCAGUGGGAAAGUCAGUCUCCUAAAGCCAGAACUAUACACUUUUAUUGCCAUUACUGCUAGACCUGACCUCUUUUCAUGAAUAUGGCUGGUGUUGUCACUUUUUAAAAACCCUCAAAAUGAUUGCUAUAUACAAAAUUAGUGUAAAUAAAAGCAA
Molecule: messenger RNA, 2785 nt
Organism: Protopterus annectens (West African lungfish)
Lineage: Eukaryota; Metazoa; Chordata; Ceratodontiformes; Protopteridae
Product: mucin-5AC-like
Exons: 5
Coding region: 1-2043 (680 amino acids)
Biological process (GO): proteolysis
Molecular function (GO): serine-type endopeptidase activity
Source: RefSeq, a predicted model, not a curated record